AUGUCCGAUAGUCUGGAUAUUGAAGAGAAACCUCCAGCCCCACCGUUGAGAAUGAACAGCAACAAUCGCGAUUCUUCAGCACUAAACCAUAGUUCAAAACCGCUCCCCAUGGCCCCUGAGGAGAAGAACAAGAAAGCCAGGCUUCGCUCUAUCUUCCCAGGAGGAGGGGAUAAAACCAACAAGAAGAAAGAGAAAGAACGUCCUGAGAUCUCUCUUCCUUCAGACUUUGAACAUACCAUUCAUGUGGGAUUUGAUGCUGUCACUGGAGAAUUUACACCAGAUCUCUAUGGCUCACAGAUGUGCACAGGGAAGCUCCCAGAGGGCAUUCCAGAGCAGUGGGCCAGGCUACUACAGACCUCCAACAUAACAAAGCUGGAGCAGAAGAAGAACCCACAAGCUGUUUUAGAUGUUCUCAAAUUUUAUGAUUCCAAAGAAACGGUUAACAACCAGAAAUAUAUGAGCUUUACAUCAGGAGAUAAGAGCGCCCAUGGCUACAUAGAAGCCCAUCCUUCGAGCACAAAAACAGCAUCAGAGCCCCCACUAGCUCCCUCUGUUUCUGAAGAAGAGGAUGAAGAUGACGAGGAAGAGGAAGAUGAUAAUGAACCUCCACCUGUUAUCGCACCACGGCCUGAACAUACAAAAUCAAUCUACACACGCUCUGUAAUUGAACCUGCUGCUGCACCAGCACCAGCUAAAGAAGCCACCACUCCCCAGCCUGAAAACUCCAGCACAAACACGUUGUACAGAAACACAGACCGGCAGCGAAAAAAAUCCAAGAUGACAGAUGAGGAGAUCCUAGAGAAACUGAGGAGCAUUGUGAGCGUGGGAGAUCCUAAGAAGAAAUACACUCGGUUUGAAAAAAUCGGCCAAGGGGCAUCGGGAACUGUUUAUACAGCCAUCGACAUCGCAACAGGACAAGAGGUGGCCAUAAAGCAAAUGAAUCUACAACAACAGCCCAAAAAGGAACUAAUUAUUAAUGAAAUCCUGGUCAUGAGGGAAAAUAAGAACCCCAAUAUUGUUAACUAUUUAGACAGCUACCUAGUUGGUGAUGAGCUCUGGGUGGUUAUGGAGUACUUGGCUGGAGGCUCUUUAACCGAUGUUGUUACAGAGACAUGCAUGGAUGAGGGACAGAUAGCAGCUGUCUGUAGGGAGUGCCUGCAAGCACUGGAUUUCCUUCAUUCAAACCAAGUGAUUCACAGAGACAUCAAAAGCGACAAUAUUCUUCUCGGAAUGGAUGGAUCUGUCAAAUUGACUGAUUUUGGCUUCUGUGCUCAGAUCACCCCUGAGCAGAGUAAACGGAGCACAAUGGUCGGGACUCCUUACUGGAUGGCACCAGAAGUGGUGACAAGAAAAGCAUAUGGCCCCAAAGUGGACAUCUGGUCACUGGGGAUCAUGGCAAUAGAAAUGGUGGAAGGAGAACCUCCUUACCUUAAUGAAAAUCCUCUCAGGGCGCUGUAUCUGAUAGCUACGAACGGGACGCCAGAGCUGCAGAACCCCGAGCGACUCUCCGCCGUGUUCCGCGACUUCCUAAACUGCUGCCUGGAGAUGGACGUGGACAGACGAGGCUCUGCCAAGGAACUUCUGCAGCAUCCAUUUUUAAAAUUAGCCAAGCCUCUCUCCAGUCUGACUCCUCUGAUCAUUGCAGCAAAGGAGGCGAUUAAGAACAGCAGCCGCUAGCACUUCAGACUGGCUUUCUCCCAGGCCAGCUCAGAGCAGGACUGAGAACAAAAACUCUGUAAAACCUCAACUCUUGUGCUGCAGGACAGAUGGAUGGAUGAACAAACCAGCGGUCACAGUCAUGGUGGUAGGAGGGAGAACAACUGGUCCCUCAAGGAGUAAAAA
This is a messenger RNA of Chaetura pelagica (chimney swift), 1842 nucleotides long. It is a transcript of the gene PAK3, whose product is annotated as p21 protein (Cdc42/Rac)-activated kinase 3. The transcript has 15 exons. Gene Ontology annotation, cellular component: cytoplasm. Bases 1 to 1677 code for a protein of 558 amino acids. Lineage: Eukaryota; Metazoa; Chordata; Aves; Apodiformes; Apodidae. Gene Ontology annotation, biological process: regulation of MAPK cascade; regulation of axonogenesis; protein phosphorylation. Gene Ontology annotation, molecular function: protein serine/threonine kinase activity; ATP binding. The record is from RefSeq and is a predicted model, not a curated record.